This is a messenger RNA of Humulus lupulus (European hop), 804 nucleotides long. RefSeq names its product desiccation-related protein PCC3-06-like. Lineage: Eukaryota; Viridiplantae; Streptophyta; Magnoliopsida; Rosales; Cannabaceae. The record is from RefSeq and is a predicted model, not a curated record. The transcript has 2 exons. Bases 68 to 628 code for a protein of 186 amino acids.
UUACUUACAAACCGAACAAGGAGAACAGCACUACCGCAAUCUCUCCUCAUCCAAAACCCUAUCAACAAUGGCUACCAAGUUUCUCACCAAAAAUGUCUUCCUCAAUCUUCCUACUGCUUUCCCACAAUCUCCUUCCUUCAAACCAUCCCAAAAAGUAUCUAGGGUUUGCUUCACCUCUUCGUCCAGAUACUCAAAGGGUCGAAGUGGGGCAGUAGAGUCUAGGGCUGGCAGAGUCUUUGCCUCUUCGAACCAAGACUCCGGUCUUAGCACGGACGAGAUAACGAAAAGAGGAGAGGAAGACAUAGCGAAGGCCAAAGAGACCGCGAAAGACUUUACGGACAGUGCAAAAGCGUAUGCGGAGGAGACCAAAGGGAAGGCCGAGGCUGCGGCGGAUUCACUGGGCGACAAGGCCAAGGAAGCGUCGAAUAGAGCUGGGGAGAAUGCCGAGAUUGCCAAGGAGAAAAUCUUUGGAGCAGCCGAGAGUGUGAAGGAGAAGGCAGAAGAAGGAAACAAGACACUGGCGGACAACGCCGCGAGUGCCACGGAAAGUCUCAAAGGCGCAGUCGAGUCGGCGGUGGACAAGGCCAAGGAGUCUGGGCAGAAGCUUAAGGACGCAAUUGAAAAAUAGUUACUAUCAAAAUUUAGUGUAUUAAUGUUUUGAUUUUCUCAUCAUCAUCAAUCUGUAUGGAUAUGUUUUUAUCUUUUGUUAUUGUUAAGCAAAUAAACUAGAGAUCUUUAAUGAUACCUUUUUCGUAGUUUUGUUAUUUAUGGUAUAAAUAUACAGAAAGAGAAUAUUAAGGUGCA